Messenger RNA from Hydractinia symbiolongicarpus, 1679 nucleotides. RefSeq lists its product as uncharacterized. Lineage: Eukaryota; Metazoa; Cnidaria; Hydrozoa; Anthoathecata; Hydractiniidae. The transcript is spliced from 2 exons. The record is from RefSeq and is a predicted model, not a curated record. Bases 109 to 738 code for a protein of 209 amino acids.
GUAUGUUGAAACGAAAGAAAAAAAAAACAAUUUUGAACGACGUAUACGAGAAAGUAUUACCAAAACUUACAUGUAUUUUUUUUCAUUAAGAUAUAUACAAACGACAAAAUGGCUUCAACAGCUUCUUUUAAAUUCGCCAUAUUGGAUAACAAUUUAUUAGACUCGUCUAUGGGUUCGACGCAAGGCUUACUAAGCUUUAUGACAGACGCCAGCCGACAAAUCAAAACUUAUCUGGGUGACUCUGAUUUGAAAGCACAGAAAAAACAACGGCAUCAGAAAAUUCUACAACAGCUGUCGGAAUUAAAUUCACACACGACGCUUAUACCCGACAUAGCGCAAAUACCUAAUUUAAAUUUCCCGACAACUCCUGCUAGUCCGACACCAAGUCUCGAUAGUGUCGGUUCCGUAGAAGACGACACAAGAUCGUCGUGUUUAAUGAACAGUAAAAAAAGAAAGCGAACGUACAUGUCACCUUCGCCGACAGCAUACGACUGUAAAAAAUCUCGACAAGAAAGUUAUUUUAACUUCGCUAAAAAACAAUUCUAUCAUGCUGACAUUAAUUUGACAUAUCUUGACAACAUAACGACGUGUCAUAGUUUUGACGCUGAUUUUAGAUACGACUCGAUGAACUCAUCAGUGCCGUCGCCGUCACCCGAUUUCGACGACUUAGUUGACUGCAUGUUAACUGAAAAUCUUAUCGCUCCGAUCAAUUUAAACGACUACAUAAUUAGCACCUAAAGUUUUCAAGAACGAACAUGCAACCUCGUGUCAAUUCCCUUCUGGCUAAAAAACAGAAGGCCUGUGACCUAGGUUGCUUGUUUACAUAUAAAUUAUUGGAGCAAGAUUUGAUAUAUUUAUAGUAAUUUGAUUUCAGUUAUUUACGCAAAUUUUUUUUGUUUAUAUUUUACGACUUAUUUCGCCCUAUUAUGGGCGAUUUUUUUGUUCACUUCUGACACCAUUACGCUUAGUGUAUAUUUCUGUUUAUUAACAAGACGACUAACCUCCAUUAUGGAACAGCUUCACUCUGAAGCAACUCCACAACGGAGUGUUAUAAACAAUAUAAAAAGCGCGCGCAAAUACCUUGAACACUUGAAGCCUAAAGAGUUGUUCGAGCUUAUUGUGCUCGCGUUUUACGUUAAGUUUUCUGCUACAGUAUUUCGUUUACAGGGCUUGCGACUCCGAAAGACUGGGAUUAGUGAAUGACAUCCUUUUGUGUUUUAAUUAUAGAAAUAAAGUACUUAACGAAUUUUUUUUGUUUCUUUUACUUAGAUUUCUAGAAUAUAAGUUAAAAGUAGGCAUAUACUUAAUGUCACUUUAUCUUUUUCCGCUCCAUUUUUAAAAAAAACCUGUUGCAAGCCCUGAGUUUAUUUUUUUUCACAAACAAAUAUUUAGCAUACUUUUUAGGAGUUGAUAAGUAGAAUUUUUUUUUCGGUGACGUUUUGUACAAACAAUCGGUCAUUGUGCAAAUAUGUUUUCAGUUUCGUGUUCCUUUAGCACCCUCCUUUUAUUGCAUGAAAUGUCUCAUCUCUACAAUCGCAGAGUUAAAACCGUGAUGCUUUUGUUCGACCUAAUACUUAGACUGUCAUAAUCCUCUUCUGAAGAAAACACACUUUCACACGCUAGUAAUGUGGAUAGUUUUGUAGAAAUAGUUGUCUACAAAAAAUUUCCUUGUUAAGAAA